Prunus armeniaca (apricot) is the source of this 369-nucleotide messenger RNA. NCBI's taxonomy places the organism in Eukaryota, Viridiplantae, Streptophyta, Magnoliopsida, Rosales, Rosaceae. The record is from the annotation of a GenBank genome assembly.
AUGCGCAACAGGACUAGCGGCCACUUCCAACCCAGCUGGAGUCGCCCCCCUCAGGAUCCUCGGACUGAAGACGCCCGGCGCACGACCAAGGACGGCUUAGCCCAGAGACGGCCGGGGGAACCAAGUUAUACUGAGCUGUACCCACCCGGAAAGCCUAGGACAUGGCACAACUUGCUCUCUAAGGCUUUUUGGGCACGACGCACAUCAAAACACUCCAUGGGCACAUUUCCUUAUGUCUUGACCUACAGCCAUGACACUGGUAAACUAAUGGAGUUAGAGGUUCGAUUUCUUCGAGUUUCCAAGCGACUUAGGCGAAAGACGAAGAACUACGCGCAAACCGUGCCCCGGGGUUUAGAAAAGUUAGAAUAG